CCACGUGGCGCUGGCGGUGCGUAGCCCCGCCCGCGUCUCGCGAGCCUUAGUGCCCACGCGUCUCACUCAGCCCUCGCUAGUGCAGGGCAGCCGAUGACCGGCGUUCGUGGCAACGUGGCUCCCCUCCCUUCAGCGCACCGGUGCCUCUCUCUCUCUCUCUUCCGACGGUGCAGCCUACAGCCCUCCGUGCCUCCUGCUCUCAGCUCCGAUGCCCUAGAGCCGGGCUUCCCCUUUCCCCUGCUCUGAGUCCCCCACCCGGCGUCCUCCUGCUCUCGGCACCCCUCCCCUGUUCGCUUCGAAUGAUUGCACUUCGCUAACCCUUAUUGCCCAUUCGAGAGCGUAGAGCUAAUGCGUUGCGCUUAUCGAACGGGGUCUAUGGUUGAUCUGUGACCACCUCGGGCAUUUUGGAACCUUGAUGCCUUCUAGCGCCUUUCACAAUACUGCUAAUGUCGAGGCAGUAGUAAGUCUGGAUGCAUUGCAUUUUUCGGAUAGGAAGAAAAGAUGUUGUUAAGAGCAGAAGACGCAAAGGAUUGGUUCUACAAAGGAGAAGGAGCUGCCAAUAUUGUCCUGGGUUAUUGUGGCUCUUCCCUCUCGCUGGUUGGUAAGGUAUUACGGAUUCAAAAGGUUAUAAAAGGCAGAAGCCGGUCUCCAAAUGGAUGCUUGGUCCUAUCUAAUCAUGAAAAGCUAGUAUGGAGAGACAUUGGUGAACUCGUGGAGUGCACUUCAAAAGAUGUUGCUGCUAGAGCUUUUAUUCAACAUGUCAUGAGUAAUCUAUUGGAUUCCAAGCAUGUAGAUGCUGGUAUUCUUGUCCAUGUUUCCAAGGAAUUCUUGGAGGCUGUUGAGGGAAAUAUUAAGAGUCAACGUCCUCCAUGGCGGGUUGAUGCAUCCAAAAUUGAUGUACUGCACGAAUCUGCGCUUCUUAUUUCUGACCAUUCAAUUUUUAGUGGUACUCCAAAACAUGACCUCUGCAUUGCAGUAGAAAUAAAGCCAAAAUGUGGGUUUCUCCCAUCUUCGGAAUACAUAGUGGAGGCAAAUGCUGUUAAGAAACAUGUAACGCAAUUUAAAAUGCAUCAAUUCUUAAAACUUCAUCAAGGAAAGAUAUCACAGAUAAGUCCGUAUGACCCACUUGAUCUAUUCUCUGGAUUAAAAGAUAGAAUACAUCUGGCCAUCACUGCAUUGUUUGCAUGUCCUCAGAAUAAUUUCCGUAUAUUUUUUAAUGGCUCUCUUAUCUUUGGAGGAUUGGGAGGUGGCUUGGAUAACACAGUUGUCCAAUCUCAUAAAGCAGAAGAGGCAAUUGUGGAUCUGAUCUCCCCUAGUGGCCUACAGCUAGCUAGCUUUCUUGAGCUUGUAGCUGAGGCAAUCUUCAGGUCUGGGAUUUUAGAUAAGCUCUUAGAAACUCAACAAUUGGAUGUUUUGGACAUAGAAGGGGCUAUUCAUGUAUAUUACAAUAUUAUUUCUCAGCCUUGUGUCGUCUGCAAAAAUUUAAUUGAUGCAGAGCUUUUGCAUCAGUAUUCCUUCUUGCAUUCUCUAUCAUUGGAGGAGAGCCUGAAAAUUGUUAGGGGAUAUCUUAUAGCUGCUACUGCAAAAGAUUGCAGCCUGAUGAUCAGCUUUAGCCGCACUGAAGAUGGACAUAACGCAUCUGAUUGUAAUUCUGCAUCCCUCAAAUCAUCGAAUCAAUGCUAUAAUUACAAGGCUUGCUUUAUUGACUUGGAUUUGAAACCUCUGGAGAAGAUGGUUCAUUACUAUAAAUUAGAUCAGAAGAUAGUUGAUUUCUAUAAAACGAGUGGGGAGACUGAAGGAAAGCCAAGCAUUCUGGAAGUGGAGGCCCACCUGGAGAAGAAGAACUAAAUACUAGUGGUUAAAAGUUAUCUUCCAUUCGGCAUGUGUGGAAGAAGAGUGGCCAACAACCCUUAUAUCGACGGAGAUGUCUACAGUUAUGGAAUACUUUUGUGUAUCGGAGACGUUCAGGAGGAAGAGACCUACUGAUGCUGCUUUUGACGACAGUCUCAGCCUUCCCUGCGACGUCGAGAUGGCACUCCGGGUGACGCACACACUCGGAUCAUGGAUUGCAUCACUGAAAGAGCACUCCAUCAAUGAAUUAAUUGCAAUCAGGAAAGCAUUGUUUGACCUCAAAUUAAAUCUUCAAGUGAGGAGAUAUUCCAUUGGUUAGUAGGUAGUUAAGCUUCUGUGCACAUAAACUAUGUAGUGCUUUUAUAUGGAAGUAAUAAAUUGCAGAAAACAAAAUCCAGAGAUGGGAUCAUCAA
Messenger RNA from Musa acuminata AAA Group (dessert banana), 2264 nucleotides. Its product is annotated as inositol-pentakisphosphate 2-kinase IPK1-like. Bases 502 to 1848 code for a protein of 448 amino acids. Gene Ontology annotation, biological process: inositol phosphate biosynthetic process. Gene Ontology annotation, molecular function: ATP binding; inositol-1,3,4,5,6-pentakisphosphate 2-kinase activity. The transcript has 8 exons. Gene Ontology annotation, cellular component: nucleus. Lineage: Eukaryota; Viridiplantae; Streptophyta; Magnoliopsida; Zingiberales; Musaceae. The record is from RefSeq and is a predicted model, not a curated record.